AUGGCUGCUGAGGCUGAGAAGCUUAAUCUGGACAAUAUCAUCGCUAGGCUUCUAGAAGUACGUGGUUCGAAGCCAGGCAAAAAUGUACAGCUGACAGAAAAUGAGAUUAAAGGCCUUUGCAUCAAAUCACGUGAAAUAUUUCUUAGUCAGCCGAUCUUAUUAGAACUCGAGGCGCCUCUAAAAAUUUGCGGUGAUGUGCAUGGGCAGUAUUAUGAUCUGCUGCGACUUUUUGAAUAUGGUGGUUUUCCGCCCGAAUCAAAUUAUCUCUUUCUUGGGGACUAUGUAGAUAGAGGUAAACAAUCACUUGAAACAAUCUGUUUACUGUUGGCUUAUAAGAUAAAAUAUCCCGAAAACUUUUUCCUCUUGCGCGGAAACCAUGAAUGCGCUUCUAUUAACAGGAUAUAUGGUUUCUACGAUGAGUGUAAACGGCGUUACAAUAUCAAACUGUGGAAAACUUUUACUGAUUGUUUCAACUGUUUGCCAGUGGCAGCAAUAAUAGAUGAAAAGAUUUUCUGUUGUCAUGGAGGCCUUUCACCUGAUCUGCAAUCCAUGGAACAGAUUCGACGUAUUAUGCGUCCAACGGAUGUACCAGACCAAGGCCUACUUUGCGAUCUUCUGUGGUCCGAUCCAGAUAAGGAUGUUACUGGCUGGGGUGAAAAUGAUCGAGGUGUUUCGUUUACCUUCGGUCCUGAAGUUGUGGCGAAGUUCCUGCAUAAGCAUGAUUUGGAUCUCAUUUGUCGCGCUCAUCAGGUUGUAGAGGAUGGUUAUGAAUUUUUUGCCAAGAGGCAAUUGGUAACAUUGUUCUCCGCACCAAAUUACUGUGGAGAAUUCGAUAAUGCCGGGUCGAUGAUGACAGUGGAUGAAACGCUCAUGUGCUCUUUUCAGAUUUUGAAACCAGCGGAUAAAAAGAAAUUCCCGUAUAGUGGCGUUGGAUCUGGCCGUCCAGUGACACCACCGAGGACCCCGGCUCCAAAUGCUAAAAAAGGAAAGAAAUAG
This is a messenger RNA of Brugia pahangi, 996 nucleotides long. The record is from the annotation of a GenBank genome assembly. Lineage: Eukaryota; Metazoa; Nematoda; Chromadorea; Rhabditida; Onchocercidae.